Didymella exigua CBS 183.55 is the source of this 435-nucleotide messenger RNA. RefSeq lists its product as uncharacterized. NCBI's taxonomy places the organism in Eukaryota, Fungi, Ascomycota, Dothideomycetes, Pleosporales, Didymellaceae. The record is from RefSeq and is a predicted model, not a curated record. The annotation marks the transcript as partial. The transcript has a single exon.
AUGACAGAUGCAGGCUCAGGUCCACAUAGCGCUUCUUGUUACUCGCCUCUCGCAGGCAUUUCUGAACGCCAGUUGGAGGAAUUCCGGCUCAUCACCCUGUUACCAGACCAGUUUUCGGACCAUAUUCGAUGUCAGCUUACGAUACAUCCUCUGUGCGAGCCCCCUGCAUACGAGACAAUAUCGUACGCGUGGGGGGAUUCAAAUGACACGAAGGCAAUCGACGUUGAUGGCGUAAAGUUGGAGAUACCCAGCAGUCUAGAACUGUGCCUCAAGCAACUUCGCACACAACUGCACCGCGCCGAAGACCUACCGGUACUAGCUUUGUGGACAGACGCAAUAUGCAUCGAUCAAGCCAACCUCGAGGAACGUGCCGUACAGGUGGAGAAUAUGGGGACGAUUUACCAGCGGUGCUCUUCGAUGCACAUAUGGCUAGGG